Trichoderma breve is the source of this 315-nucleotide messenger RNA. Its product is annotated as mitochondrial ribosomal protein l27 domain-containing protein. NCBI's taxonomy places the organism in Eukaryota, Fungi, Ascomycota, Sordariomycetes, Hypocreales, Hypocreaceae. Gene Ontology annotation, cellular component: mitochondrial large ribosomal subunit. Gene Ontology annotation, biological process: translation. Bases 1 to 315 code for a protein of 104 amino acids. The record is from RefSeq and is a predicted model, not a curated record. The transcript is spliced from 2 exons. Gene Ontology annotation, molecular function: structural constituent of ribosome.
AUGAGACCCACGCAAAUCCUCAGCGUGGGCAAAUACCGCCACCUCAAGCUCACAACCAAGGACGUCGGCCGCGGCUUCUACAAGGGCAACCGAACGGGCUCCAUGGGUCGCCACACCAAAUACGGAGGAUAUUUGAUCGAAUGGAGCAAAGUGCGCACAUACGUCGUGCCCCAGAAUCUCAGCGAGUCCAAGCUCACUCCGUUUGUGAGCAGAGAAGUUCGUUCCGAGCCUGGUGAUUACAAGGGUUUGAGUAAGGGUCCUCAGGAUCCUUACUUUUACGUCGAGCAGUGGAAGCGAUAUAACGGAGUUGACUAA